AUGUUACCGCUGUCUAUCAAGGACGAUGAGUAUAAGCCGCCCAAGCUCAACCUGUUCAGGAAGGUGUCGGGCUGGUUCAGGUCCAUCCUGGCGGACAAGACCUCUCGAAACCUGUUCUUCUUCCUCUGCCUCAAUCUCUCUUUCGCCUUCGUGGAGCUGCUCUACGGCAUCUGGAGUAACAGUUUAGGUCUAAUAUCAGAUUCUUUUCACAUGUUUUUUGACUGUACUGCUUUAUUGGCUGGAUUAGCAGCUUCCGUUAUUUCAAAAUGGAGGGCAAAUGAUGCUUUCUCAUAUGGGUAUGUUCGAGCAGAAGUACUUGCUGGUUUUGUAAAUGGUUUAUUCCUCAUCUUCACAGCAUUCUUCAUUUUUUCUGAGGGUGUUGAGAGAGCUCUUGAGCCUCCUGACGUGCAUCAUGAGAGACUUCUUCCUGUUUCUAUACUAGGAUUCAUAGUAAAUCUUAUAGGAAUAUUUGUUUUUCAACAUGGAGGUCAUGGGCAUUCACAUGGCUCUGGGCAUGAACACAGCCAUUCUCUAUUUAAUGGUGGUCUCAGCCAUGGACACAGUCAUGGAGGUCAUGGUCACAGCCAUGAACACAAACAUGCCCACGGGCACACUCAUGAUCAUGGUCACAGCCACGGACACUCUCAUGAUGACCAUUCUCUUGAGGGGAUGGCUGGAUCCAGCAAACAGAUUUUACAAGGUGUAUUUCUACACAUCGUUGCAGACACUCUCGGAAGUAUUGGUGUAAUCAUAUCUGCAAUACUGAUGCAGAACUAUGGUCUAAUGAUAGCAGAUCCUAUUUGUUCAAUGCUGAUAGCACUACUUAUAGGUGUAAGUAUUGUUCCGCUUUUAAAAGAAUCCAUUGGGAUUUUGAUGCAGCGAACUCCUCCUUCCCUGGAAAAGGCCCUGCCUCAAUGCUACCAGAGGGUACAGCAAUUGCAAGGAGUUUACAGUUUACAUGAUCCACACUUCUGGACCCUCUGUACUGAUGUUUACAUAGGAACUUUGAAAUUAUUAGUGGCUCCUGAUGCUGAUGGAAGGUGGAUUCUAAGCCAAACUCACAAUAUUUUUACUCAGGCAGGAGUAAGACAGCUUUACAUACAGAUUGAUGUUGCAGCCAUGUAG
Messenger RNA from Indicator indicator, 1125 nucleotides. It is a transcript of the gene SLC30A7, whose product is annotated as solute carrier family 30 member 7. The record is from RefSeq and is a predicted model, not a curated record. Gene Ontology annotation, cellular component: Golgi apparatus; membrane. The transcript has 11 exons. Bases 1 to 1125 code for a protein of 374 amino acids. Gene Ontology annotation, biological process: transmembrane transport; intracellular zinc ion homeostasis; zinc ion transport. Gene Ontology annotation, molecular function: zinc ion transmembrane transporter activity. Lineage: Eukaryota; Metazoa; Chordata; Aves; Piciformes; Indicatoridae.